This is a messenger RNA of Ailuropoda melanoleuca (giant panda), 2564 nucleotides long. RefSeq names its product BAF chromatin remodeling complex subunit BCL7A (gene BCL7A). The coding region runs from base 1 to 735 and encodes 244 amino acids. NCBI's taxonomy places the organism in Eukaryota, Metazoa, Chordata, Mammalia, Carnivora, Ursidae. The record is from RefSeq and is a predicted model, not a curated record. The transcript has 6 exons.
AUGGUCGAGGAGGAUCUCUCCAAAGACAUAGGUGUUGAGAGCCGCUCAUGGAAAGAGAUAGGGAAGAACUUUCCAGACAGAGAGGACAGUGUGCACCAAGACCAGAAGCAUUCAGUGACCAUAGAGGGGGAAGGGGUGAGCAGGGUUCCGCCCCCAGAAACCCCUGGUAAUGAGCUCUUCCUCAUCUUCUGCAGGGAGAAGAAGUGGGUGACUGUUGGUGACACAUCCCUGCGAAUCUACAAGUGGGUCCCUGUGACAGAGCCAAAGGUGGACGAUAAGAACAAGAACAAGAAAAAGGGCAAAGAUGAGAAGUGUGGCUCCGAGGUGACCACGCCAGAGAACAGCUCCUCCCCGGGGAUGAUGGACAUGCACGAUGAUAACAGCAACCAGAGCUCCAUAGCAGAUGCCUCCCCGAUCAAACAGGAGAACAGCAGUAACUCAAGCCCUGCCCCAGAGCCCAACUCAGCCGUGCCCGGUGAAGGCACUGACGCCAAGGUGGACGAGGCCCAGGCCGACGGGAAGGAGCUCCCUGGGGCCGAAGAUGCUUCUGACGAGCAGAAUUCACAGUCUUCAAUGGAAAACUCGAUGAACAGUUCAGAGAAAGUAGAGCGGCAGCCAUCUGGAGACGCGGGUCUAGCUGCAGAGAUGUCCGCAAUCUCUCAGGAUUUGGAAGGAGUGCCCCCCUCCAAGAAGAUGAAACUGGAGGCCUCGCAGCAGAACUCGGAAGAGAUGUAGGCUCCAUGUUCAGUCCCGCUGUCCACAUGUCACGGGAGACCCGUCUGCAGGCUGAAUCCUAGAACAACCCACCUGAGCAGUUCCUCUCGGGUGCAGACGGAACUACUAACUUUGCAAGUUUACCAAGUGCAAAUCCAAGACAACCCAGAACAGCGUAACUUCUCAGACACUGAAGAACUCUCUGCUGUGAAGACGAGCACUCGAGUGCUGAAGGGACUGUCCUUGGGACGGCGGGGUCGGCAGCUCAGGAGUGUCUGCACACUGUCUCUGAAGCCAAGAUUACAUUCGUGUUGCUGCUGUAUUGUUUUGUGUCGUCCCCCCCCCACUUCUCUAUUUAACGAUAUAAGCUAUUCGAGGGUGGUACCGAUCAGGGAAUCGGUUUUCGUCGGGGCUUUUCACUGUUUGCCCGAUUCCUUCUGCUUUCUUUUUUUGUGCCUUGUGCCCUUGAGGUGACCUCUGGCAUGUUUUCCUGGUUGUUUUGCAUCUCCCUUUGCAAAGUGCCCUCGGUUUUGUCCAGGCAGCCGGUGCCACCGUCCUCACACCUCUCUCCUCGCUGACCCGGGACUUCAGCUGGAGCGGAGGAGGCAGGGAGGAGGCGGACGGGAGGCCUCUCAAGAGCAGGACCUCCUUGGCCGCCUGAUUUGCAGGGGCAGGGGUGUCGGGCACGCCCUGGGUCCUGGGUCCAAGGUCUGAGGAAUCUCGGGUGUUGGGGCACUGUCCCCAAGAGCUGGCUUCGCGAUGUGCUCUCACUUCCUCGGGGCAUCUGAGGCCGGUGUUUCCAAGCCCACCGUGGCCCAGAUGGACACACAGAACGCUUCCACUGUCCUGGCACUUGCACCCUCUACCCCCACCACACGACGUUCUCCCACACCUCCGAAGACAAAAUGGCUUCUGUGGCUGACUGCAGGAUUGUCUCCUUAGGACGAUAAAAGGGCUGAGGAGGCUGGGAGCAGAUGGCAGGAAGAGCUGGUGCUGAACUUUCUCUCAUAGGAUGUUGCCUGGAUUUCAAAUCCACAGUAACCUGCUGCCCUCUGCCUCCCCGGCUCCACUCGGCCACCCCCCCACAAGGGGAGGCAAGAUUGCAAAGUGUUCCUGACUCUCAGAGCCAACAGUCGAAUGGCCUGUUGCUCCCAGGAUGUGCUGAUGGUCCCCACGGGGGAGCAGACCCUGACGAUUGGGCCUCAAAGGCCAGAAGCAAGGCACCAAGGAGUGGAACGCUCUACACACCUCCAGAAAGGGGUGACUGAGUCCCCUCUCCUCGCCUCCGUCCCCUGCCUAUGCCAGGACACCUUCCUCUCACUAAAAUGAAGAUGCCCCCUUGGAUGAACUGCCUGAUUGUUUGGUUCUGAGGCCUGGUUUGCCCUUAAUUCCUAGAUGGACUCCUCGGACCUUAACCCUUUUCCUGAGCUUUCUUUACUGCACUGGAGUUCCAGCUCCCUUUGAGUUGCGUGAGGGGGUGGGCGGGUUGGGGGGAAGGGGUUUGUUUUGUUUUGUGGUUUGUUUCUUUUUUUCGUUUCGUUUUCGUUUUUGUUUUGCUGAUUGGUGCAUAUUCACGUACCACCUUUGAUACCUUCGUGUGGAUCUCUCUCCUGACCACCACGGAAAGUGUCUGCCAGUUUCUAAGUUUCUGAGGGUGAGGCUCUUACUUGUUUUUCAGGGAGCCGAUCUAUUUCCUGCACUUCAAGAAGAAUCAAAAUGUUCCUGAAUUUCAAAUACCUCAUGCAAAAAUGUCUCCUGAAAUAAGGGAAAAAAAAAACAAAAACAAACUUUGAAAAUCUUAAUGUUGAAGUUCACAAUGCCGAAAGGUUUCUGUCUUAAAAAAAAAAAAA